AUUACUACAGUUGCAAUGAAAAAUUAUAAAUAAUACAAUUGUCAGAAACCAUUAAGAAAAUUGAGGCAUUUCGCCCUCUUAAAAUGUCAUAAGCUUCAAAGGCUUCAAAUCACUUAUUUGUGUGCAUGCAAUAAAUUCACAAGGAAAAUUGUGAGCAGGCAGAGAAAAGAGAAAUCCAUCCACUGUAUUUCAGUACGUUUUCAUUGUAAAUAAAGUACAAUUUCAACAUACAUUGCCUAAAAUUAGGUAUAUUUUAACAAUGGCCCCAGCGUUUUGGCUUGAUUUUGGGGAAAUAAGGUUCUCAACAUGUCUUGAAAACUACAAGAAAUUGACCUGGACCCCAAUUUUAAUAUAACUCGUUAUUUUCUAGAAUUAAACUAAAUAAGAUUUAAACUAUAUAUGGUCCAACUAGUUAUUAGAGACGAGUAAUAUAAUCCAUCCAUCCAUUUUCUGUACCGCUUAUCCUACACAGGAUGGUGUGGAGCCUGGAGCCUAUCCCAGGGGGCUCAGGGCACAAGGUGGAUAACACCCUGGACAAGGUGCCAACCCAUCACGAGGCACAAUCGUACACCCUUUCAUACACUACGGACACUUUGGACAUGCCAAUCAGCCUACCAUGCAUGUCUUUGGAUCGGGGGAGGAAACCGGAGUACCCAGAGGAAACUCCCGCAUUACAGGGAGAACAUGGAAACUCCAGAGGUUUGAGGCAAACGUGCUAAUCACUAAGUCACCGUGCACCCCCCUGUCAGUCACAUGUUCCAAUAUUUUUGACCACUUGAAUAAUAGGUGGGUUCAAACAAACGGUGUCUGGAUUUUGUUUCUUAAAUGUUCCAUUAAAAUUAUGAGACUAAUAUUGCUAACAUGUAAAGGAAGAUACCACGCCUCGUAGCUCCAGUACAAACUUAAUGAACGCCAUGUCUGAUUAACUGACUAUAUUCAAGGUAAAAGAAACAUUGAGUCAUUUUUGUAUUUAGCGAUUACUUUAAUCUAAUGACUCAUAAUUAUUGCUAUGACAUAAUUCUGAAAUGUCUGCAACUUUUUAUCUAGAAGCUGAGCUUCGUGUUCUUUUAUCAUAUUAGCAUCUUACAAAUCCAAGUCAACCCCAGGGACAUAAAUCUGAACUGAGAAUCAGUGGAAAAAACCUUGGAUAUAUGGUUGUAAACGCAAAGAAGCAAAGAACAAAGCCAAUUAAACAUGAAUAAGAAAUACCGUUACAGACUGAAUAACAAGACAUUCCAGCGGUAUCUUAGGUUUUACCAUGGAGGCUGUUAUAUAAGGAAUUUUGUUUCUGGAAUGUGUUCUCAUGUCAUUCUGAUCUGCCCCUCACACACACACACACACACACACACACACACACACACACACACACAUGAACACAAAGAAGAAGCAUUAUGCACUGCUUGGAGAUUACAAAUAGUGGACCUGCUUUAAGGGAUAAACUCAAGGGAUAAAGCCCUUUCUGAAACCUUCCCAUUCUGAGGCAGAAAGUGGACACGCACAGGAGGGCAGACAGGACUUUUAAUAAAAACAGAGCAGUUGUUUGAAACCUGCAUCAUUCAGGACCCCUCAUGGACAUGGAGCUUAUAUACGAAUAUAUCGGUAAGGAUCACCUGGUCUCGUACACUGUUGGUGCCUUUGUGCUGUUGUGGGCUUUGAUAUGGCUGUACCGUGACAGUCUAGAAAUCGACAAAAUCAAAGAGAAGUACGUGUUCGUCACCGGCUGUGAUUCAGGUUUUGGGAACCUGCUAUGUAAACAACUGGACAAACGUGGUUUCCGUGUGUUGGCCGGGUGCUUGACAGAAAAAGGAGCAGAUGAUCUGAAGAGAGUGACGGGAUCUUACCUGAAGACCUGCAUACUGGAUGUUACUAGCACAGUUAGCAUUCAGAACGCUGUGGAAUGGACAAAAAAGGAGGUUGGAGACAGAGGAUUGUGGGGGAUCGUGAACAAUGCAGGACGCGCAUUACCCAUGGGUCCUUCUGAGUGGAUGCAGAUUGAAGAUUUCCAGAGCACUCUAAGGGUCAACAUGACUGGUGUGAUCGAGACGACCAUAAAUUUCCUGCCACUUGUCAAGAAAGCCCGUGGACGAAUUGUUAAUGUGGCGUCAGUGCUGGGAAGAGUGGCAGCGAACGGAGGUGGAUACUGCAUUUCCAAGUUUGCAGUGGAAUCCUUUUCGGAUUGCCUCAGGAGGGACGUUCAACAUUUUGGAAUCAAAGUGUGUAUAAUAGAACCAGGGUUCUUCAAGACCCAGGUGACAAGCCUGGAACCACUCGAACGGGAACUUCAUCGCCUGUGGAACCAGCUGACGCCUGACGUGAAAGAAAGUUACGGAGAGAAAUAUCUGGAUAAGUACAUUAAUGUACAGAGGUUGAUUAUGAAUACUAUUUGUGAUGCUGAUUUGAGUAAAGUGACCAACUGCAUGGAGCACGCUCUGUCUGCUGCUCAUCCAAGGACCCGAUACAGUGCUGGAUGGGACGCCAAACUCCUCUGGAUCCCUCUCUCUUACAUGCCAGCUUGUGUUGUUGACAUUGCACUAAGACUGGUGUUGCCUCGGCCUGUUAAAAGUGUUUUAUAGAUCCAAACUUAAGUUGAAAUUUAUCAUACCCAGUGUUCCCUAGCUAAUUUAGACAGGAGAUGAAAGUAGUCUACUCAAAAGAACGAUUUAUUUACACUGUGUUUAAAUGAUACAAAGUGACUAAUCUUGCCUGUGAAUAUUUUUGCCUUAUUUGAUGAAGCUGAGAAAUUGCUAUGCUAUAGGAGACAUCCCUUCAAAAUUGCCUUAGCAGCCAGUAAACCAAAAAUGUCUGACCAAAUUUCUUGUUUAUAACCACCCUGUGCCUUUUUCUCAGUAUACUUUUACUGGCUGAACAACAACAAUAUUUAAUCAAAGCAUAAUACAAGUUUUUAGAAACACUAAAGCUGUGAAUAAAACCAUACUUUAAUACAACUAAGUAAUGUUUAUGUUAAUGAAGUUACUAAUAUCUAUACUAAUGUAUAAAUGUAAAUCACAAUCGAAUGAAACAAUCUUAUCAACACUUCAAAAGGUAAAAUUGUCAGCAAACAACUAAUCAUUCAACAGUGUGUAUGCCAUUUUCAUUGAAAAUGAUUCAUCUUGAUAUACAAUAUAUAAUAUUUUUUGUCAGACUCCUCUUAAAUUCAUCUUGCAUCCAUUACCUAAAUGCACAUAUUAAACAACCUUUUCAGAACCUUGUAACAUAGCAAAUGGUUUAAGUUUUCUAGGUGUUUAUGAUUGGUGGACUAUUGUAAAUAAUGUAUGAACAAUAAUCUGAGAAAUUUAUAAGGUAUAAUUCUGCCAAAAAUUUAAUUUACCAUUUAGCCCAA
Ictalurus furcatus (blue catfish) is the source of this 3340-nucleotide messenger RNA. It is a transcript of the gene rdh5, whose product is annotated as retinol dehydrogenase 5 (11-cis/9-cis). The record is from RefSeq and is a predicted model, not a curated record. NCBI's taxonomy places the organism in Eukaryota, Metazoa, Chordata, Actinopteri, Siluriformes, Ictaluridae. Bases 1569 to 2573 code for a protein of 334 amino acids. Gene Ontology annotation, molecular function: oxidoreductase activity. The transcript is spliced from 6 exons.